This is a messenger RNA of Brassica oleracea var. oleracea, 690 nucleotides long. RefSeq names its product calmodulin-like protein 8. Gene Ontology annotation, molecular function: calcium ion binding; enzyme regulator activity. NCBI's taxonomy places the organism in Eukaryota, Viridiplantae, Streptophyta, Magnoliopsida, Brassicales, Brassicaceae. The transcript is spliced from 4 exons. The record is from RefSeq and is a predicted model, not a curated record. Bases 93 to 554 code for a protein of 153 amino acids.
ACUCUACAAAUAGACCAUAAAUCAGAGAUUCAUCAACAACUUUAAACCUUUGGCUCUCUCUCUUCUCUUCUCUCUCACGACCCCAUAAAACAAUGGAAGACACAGCACUGACAAAGGAUCAGAUCAUCGAGUUCAAAGAGGUCUUUUGUCUCUUGGACAAAGACGGCGACGUAACAGGUCGUAUAACGGUAGAAGAACUUUUAACAGUGAUCCGUUGGUUGGAUCAGAAUCCAACAGAACAAGAACUUCACGAUAUCAUCACUGAGAUCGACUCCGAUGGUAAUGCCACCAUUGAAUUUGCUGAGUUUCUUAACCUCAUGACCAACAAACUUCAGGAAAAUGACGCAGAAGAAGAGCUGAAAGAAGUAUUCACAGUCUUUGACAAAGACCAAAAUGGUUAUAUCUCUGCCAGUGAGUUGAGUCAUGUAAUGAUAAAUCUAGGGGAAAAGCUAACAGAUGAAGAAGUUGAACAAAUGAUAAAGGAGGCAGAUUUGGAUGGUGAUGGCCAAGUCAACUAUGAUGAAUUUGUCAAGAUGAUGAUCAACAUUGGCUAAUUACUAUUAAUUUGAGGACUAACAAAGCAAAUUAUCCUUAACUGCCUUGUUAGUUUUUGCUUCUUUGUCUUCACUACAUCUCAACAAAUGCAAUUAUUCUGAAAUUAAUUCUAAGAAGCUUUCAGCUUCAGUUUAG